UGCUGUUGCUCCAGCUGCACUUGCUGCGGGCGCUGGCGCAAGAUGAUGUUGCACCGUAUUUCAAGACAGAGCCAGGCCUGCCACAGAUCCACCUGGAAGGGAACCGCCUUGUCCUCACCUGCCUGGCUGAAGGGAGCUGGCCUCUGGAAUUCAAGUGGACACACAACGACAGUGAGCUCACCACCUACAGCAGCGAAUAUAAGUAUAUCAUCCCCUCUUUACAGAAGCUGGAUGCCGGGUUUUACCGCUGCGUGGUGCGGAACAGGAUGGGAGCUCUCUUGCAGAGGAAAUCAGAAGUACAAGUGGCAUAUAUGGGGAAUUUCAUGGAUACAGACCAGAGGAAAACAGUUUCUCAAGGACAUGCAGCGAUUCUAAACUUAGUGCCCAUCAUCAGCUGCCCCAGACCGCAAGUGACGUGGUUUAGAGAAGGACACAAGAUUAUUCCAAGCAGCAGAAUAGCCAUCACAUUGGAGAAUCAGUUGGUGAUCCUUGCUACAAAAGAGAGUGAUGCUGGGGCUUACUACGUGCAGGCUGUGAACGAGAGGAACGGCGAGAACAAGACAAGCCCCUUCAUCCACCUGAGCAUAGCACGAGAUACUGGCACCCAUGAAGCCAUGGCCCCUGUCAUCGUGGUUGCCCCGGGCAACAGAAGUGUGGUAGCAGGGUCCAGUGAGACUACCUUGGAGUGCAUAGCCAAUGCCAGGCCCGUGGAGGAGCUGAGUGUGCACUGGAAGAGAAACGGAGUUCCACUCACAAGUGGACUGCACAGCUAUGGGAGGCGCCUCACCAUCAGCAACCCGACGUCAGCAGACACUGGGCUGUACGUGUGCGAGGCGACUCUCCGUGGAAGUGCAUUUGAGCCAGCCAGGGCCAAAGCCUUCCUCUCUAUCAUAGAGCCACCAUAUUUCACUGCUGAGCCAGAGAGUCGGAUUUUAGGUGAAGUGGAAGAAACCGUGGACAUCCCAUGUCGAGCCAUGGGGGUUCCUCUCCCCACCCUCCAGUGGUACAAAGAUGCUGUCCCCCUGAGCAAGCUCCAGAACCCGAGGUACAGAGUGCUCCCCAGCGGAGGCUUGCACAUUCAGAAGCUGAGUCCAGAAGACUCUGGAAUCUUCCAGUGCUUUGCCAAUAAUGAAGGAGGAGAGAUCCAGACCCACACCUACCUGGAUGUAACCAAUAUUGCUCCUGCCUUCACCCAGCGUCCAGUGGACACCAGGGUCACUGACGGGAUGACAGCUGUCCUGAGGUGUGAGGUGUCUGGGGCUCCCAAACCUGCGAUCACAUGGAAGAGAGGAAACCUCAUUCUGGCCAGUGGCUCUGUCCGGAUUCCGAGGUUCAUGCUGCUGGAAUCUGGGGGGCUGCGGAUAGCCCCCGUCUUCAUCCAGGAUGCUGGCAACUACACCUGUUAUGCGGCCAAUACCGAGGGCUCUGUGAAUGCAUCCGCCACGCUCACCGUAUGGAAUCGAACGUCCAUCGUUCACCCUCCAGAGGACCGCGUUGUGAUUAAGGGGACGACAGCCACCCUGUGCUGUGGAGCCACCCACGACCCUCGGACCUCUCUCCGCUACGUUUGGAAAAAGGACAACGUGGCCAUCACACCAUCCAGCAGCUCGAGAAUUGUGGUGGAGAAGGACGGGUCCCUUCUCAUUAGCCAGACGUGGUCAGGGGACAUCGGGGACUACACCUGUGAGAUUGUGUCUGAGGGCGGGAACGACUCCCGAACUGCACGGCUGGAAGUGAUUGAGCUGCCUCACCCUCCUCAAAACCUCAUGGCCAGCUUGAGUCCUGCGCGAAGCCACUCAGUGAUGCUGUCGUGGGUCCGGCCCUUUGAUGGAAACAGCCCAGUCCUUUACUACAUUGUGCAACUGUCUGAAAACAACUCUCCAUGGAAGGUGCAUCUGUCAAAUGUUGGCCCAGAGAUGACAGGCGUCACUGUGAGUGGCUUGACUCCAGCCCGAACCUAUCAGUUCAGGGUGUGCGCUGUGAAUCAAGUGGGCAAGGGGCAGUACAGCACAGAGACCAGCAGGUUGAUGUUACCAGAAGAACCACCAAGUGCUCCCCCAAAAAACAUUGUAGCCAGUGGGAGAACCAACCAGUCCAUCAUGGUGCAGUGGCAGCCACCACCUGAGACAGAGCACAAUGGGGUGCUCCGGGGCUACAUCCUCAGGUACCGCCUGGCUGGCCUGCCCGGGGAAUACCAGCAGAGGAACAUCAGCAGCCCAGAGGUGAACUACUGCCUGGUCACCGACCUCAUCAUCUGGACCCAGUAUGAGAUCCAGGUGGCUGCCUACAAUGGCGCAGGCCUGGGUGUCUUCAGCAGGGCGGUGACCGAGUACACCUUACAAGGAGUGCCUACAGCACCGCCACAGAACGUGCAGGCAGAAGCUGUGAAUUCCACCACCGUGCACUUCCUGUGGAACCCGCCGCCCCAGCAGUUCAUCAACGGCAUCAACCAGGGAUACAAGCUUCUGGCAUGGCCAGCAGAUGCCCCUGAGAUUGUCACUGUCAUCACUAUUGCGCCCGACUUCCACGGAAUCCACCACGGGUACAUAACGAACUUGAAGAAGUUCACAGCCUACUUCACAUCAGUCCUGUGCUUCACCACCCCGGGGGAUGGGCCUCCGAGCUCGCCUCAGCUUGUGUGGACCCACGAGGACAAACCGGGAGCUGUGGGGCACCUGAGCUUCACGGAGAUUCUGGACACCUCUCUCAAGGUCAGCUGGCAGGAGCCCCUGGAGAGAAACGGCAUCAUUAUGGGCUAUCAGAUCUCCUGGGAGGUGUAUGGGAAGAAUGACUCUCGGCUCACACACACCCUCAACAGCACAACCCUCGAGUACAAGAUCCAAGGACUGUCAUCUCUCACCACCUACACCAUCGAUGUGGCUGCCGUGACCGCCGCAGGUGUGGGCCUGACCACAUCGUCCACCAUCUCUUCGGGAGUACCCCCAGACCUUCCUGGGGCUCCAUCCAACCUGGUGAUUUCCAACAUCAGCCCUCGCUCAGCCACACUUCAGUUCCGACCCGGCUAUGAUGGGAAGACAGCCAUCUGCAAGUGGAUCGUGGAGGGGCAGGUCGGGGCCAUCGGUGACGAGGAGGAGUGGGUCACCCUCUAUGAGGAAGAGAACGAGCCUGACGCCCAGACGCUGGAAAUUCCAAACCUCACACCCUACACACACUACAGGUUUCGAAUGAGGCAAGUGAACAUCGUAGGUCCCAGCCCCUUCAGCCAGUCAUCCCGGGUCAUCCAGACCCUGCAGGCCCCACCUGAUGUGGCUCCGACCAGCAUCACUGUCCGAACAGCCAGUGAGACCAGCCUGCGGCUACGUUGGGUGCCGCUGCCUGAUUCCCAGUACAAUGGGAACCCCGAGUCUGUGGGCUACAGGGUGAAGUACUGGCGUUCAGACCAACCAUCCUCAGCGCUGGCCCAAGUUGUCAAUGACCGACUGGAGAGGGAGCUGACCAUCGAGGAGCUGGAGGAGUGGACAGAGUACGAACUGCGGAUGCAGGCCUUCAACGCCAUUGGGGCUGGCCCCUGGAGUGAGCUGGUGCGCGGUCGCACACGGGAGUCAGUCCCUUCAGCAGCUCCUGAAAAUGUGUCUGCUGAGGCUGUGAGCUCCACCCAGAUCCUACUGACGUGGGCUUCAGUCCCUGAGCAGGACCAGAAUGGGCUCAUCCUGGGCUACAAGAUUCUGUACCGUGCCAAAGACCUGGAUCCAGAGCCCAGAAGCCACGUGGUUCGAGGGAACCAUACACAGUCUGCCCUGCUGGCUGGCCUGCGCAAGUUCGUGGUGUAUGAGCUCCAGGUGCUGGCGUUCACACGUAUCGGGAACGGAGUCCCUAGCUCGCCCCUCGUCCUGGAGCGUACCAAAGAUGACACCCCAGGUCCCCCCGUGCGGCUGGUGUUCCCUGAAGUGAGGCUAACUGCGGUGCGGAUCGUGUGGCAGCCCCCGGAGGAGCCCAAUGGUGUGAUUCUAGGGUACCAGAUUGCCUACCGCCUGGCCAGCGGCAGUCCCCACACCUUCACCACUGUGGAGGUGGGUGCCACAGUGCGGCAGUUCACAGCCACAGAGCUGGCCCCAGAAUCUGCAUACAUCUUCAGAUUGUCUGCUAAGACAAGACAGGGCUGGGGCGAGCCCCUGGAGGCCACAGUCAUCACCACUGAGAAGAGAGAGAGGCCAGCACCCCCCAGAGAGCUCCUGGUACCCCAGGCUGAAGUGACAGCCCGCAGCCUCCGGCUCCAGUGGGUCCCUGGCAGUGACGGGGCCUCCCCCAUCCGGUACUUCACGGUGCAGGUGCGAGACCUGCCUGGUGGAGAGUGGCAAACCUACUCCUCAUCCGUCAGCCACGAGGCCACAGCCUGUGCCGUCGAAAGGCUGAGGCCUUUCACCUCCUACAAGCUACGCCUGAAGGCCACCAAUGACAUUGGGGACAGUGACUUCAGUGCAGAAACAGAGGCCGUGACCACCCUGCAAGAUGUUCCAGGGGAGCCUCCAGGGUCUGUCUCAGCCACGCCACACACCACGUCCUCCGUCCUGAUCCAGUGGCAGCCUCCCCGGGAUGAGAGCCUGAAUGGCCUUCUGCAAGGCUACAGGAUCUACUACCGCGAGCUGGAGUCUGAGACAGGCAUGGGCCCCGAGGCCAAGACACUCAAGAGUCCCUCUGCCUUACGUGCUGAACUUACAGCCCAAAGCAGCUUCAAGACCGUGAACAGCAGCUCCACGUUAACGACAUAUGAAUUAACACAUCUGAAGAAGUACCGACGCUAUGAAGUCAUCAUGACCGCCUAUAACAUCAUCGGUGAGAGCCCGGCCAGUGUACCUGUGGAGGUCUUCGUCGGUGAGGCUGCCCCAGCGAUGGCCCCACAGAACGUCCAGGUGACCCCCCUCACGGCCAGCCAGCUGGAGGUCACAUGGGACCCACCACCCCCAGAGAGCCAGAAUGGGAACAUCCAGGGCUACAAGAUUUACUACUGGGAGGCAGACAGCCGCAACGAGACUGAGAAAAUGAAGGUCCUCUUCCUCCCGGAGCCAGUGGUGAAAAUCAAGAAUCUCACCAGCCACACCAAAUACCUGGUCAGCAUCUCCGCCUUCAAUGCUGCGGGUGACGGGCCCAAGAGUGACCCACGUCAGGGACGCACCCAUCAAGCCGCUCCCGGGCCCCCCAGCUUCUUGGCCUUCUCAGAAAUAACCUCCACCACCCUCAACGUGUCCUGGGGGGAGCCAUCGGCAGCCAACGGCAUCCUACAGGGCUAUCGAGUGGUGUAUGAGCCCUUAGCACCCGUGCAAGGUGUAAGCAAGGUGGUGACUGUGGAUGUAAAAGGGAACUGGCAGCGGUGGCUGAAGGUGCGGGACCUCACCAAGGGAGUGACCUACUUCUUCCGAGUCCAAGCGCGGACCAUCGCCUACGGGCCAGAGCUCCAGGCCAAUGUCACUGCGGGGCCAGCCGAGGGGUCCCCAGGCUCUCCACGAAAUGUCCUGGUCACCAAAUCUGCCUCCGAGCUGAGCCUGCAGUGGACAGAGGGACAUGCUGGGAACACUCCUACUACAGGCUACGUCAUCGAGGCCAGGCCAUCAGAUGAAGGCUUAUGGGACAUGUUUGCAAAGGACAUUCCCCGGAGCGCUACAUCGUACACCGUGGGCCUGGACAAACUACGGCAAGGGGUGACCUACGAGUUCCGGGUGGUGGCUGUGAACAAGGCAGGCUUUGGGGAACCCAGCCGCCCUUCCACAGCGGUGUCAGCACAAGCUGAAGUCCCCUUCUAUGAGGAGUGGUGGUUCCUGCUAGUGAUGGCACUCUCCAGCCUCCUCCUUGUCCUCCUGGUGGUCUUCGCACUGGUCCUGCAUGGGCAAAGCAAGAAGUACAAGAACUGUGGCACAGGUAAGGGCAUCUCCAACAUGGAAGAGUCAGUGACCCUGGAUAACGGAGGGUUUGCCGCCUUGGAGCUCAACAGCCGUCACCUCAACGUCAAAAGCACCUUCUCGAAAAAGAAUGGAACCAGAUCCCCACCCCGACCAAGCCCUGGAGGUCUGCACUACUCCGAUGAGGACCUCUGCAACAAGUACAAUGGCGCUGUGCUGACCGACAGUGUGAACCUCAAGGAGAAGUCGGUGGACGGGUCAGAAUCCGAGGCCUCCGACUCAGACUACGAGGAAGCCCUGCCCAAGCACUCCUUCGUCAACCACUACAUGAGCGACCCCACCUACUACAACUCCUGGAAGCGGCGUCCCCCUGCCGCAGCACCGCACAGAUACGAGGCGGUGGCAGGGGCCGAGUCGGGCCCGCACCUGCACACGGUCAUCACCACACAGAGCGCGGGCGGAGUCUACACACCAGCUGGCCCCGGAGCCCGGGCCCCCCUCACCGGCUUCUCCUCCUUCGUGUGACGUCACGCCUCCAUCAGGGUAGACGGGUGCAGAACUUCUGGAGUCUAUUUUUGUUAAGACAAUCAACUCCGAUAACUGAGCUGAAAUUUUUUGUUCCACAAAAAAAAUAAUAAUAAUUCUGAUAAGCGAUCUUACCUACUGGUGAAAACUAGGUUUCACUUAGGAAGGUUUUUUUUAAUGGCUUUUUGUAACAUCGCUGCAGGAAGCAGGUUUCUUUGUUUUCUUUUCUUUUUAAGAGAAGGUAUCUCCCUGGUGCACUAGCUCGGCACCGCCGGUGGGGGCGCUCUCGACACACCCCAACCCUGGGCUUCUCAGGCCUCCAGACCAUCGCGGAGGCGAGGGCUGGCAGGAGGGUGGAGGGGGACAGGUAAAUCGCAUCCGCGGCGCACUUCUCUCUCUACCUCCUUUUGGAGAACCAGCCAGCCUGGCUCACUUUCUCCAUCUUAGGCCGACUUGAGGCUUCUUGCUCUCGCCUGUGCUUCAGACAGUUGAUCUCCCCACCCCACCCCCGGGUUCUGCCCGGUUCUCACCGGGGUCCACGCGAUGCCACUGCGCAAGGGGCCAUGGAGGGCUCAGCUCUGCAGUCCCUCUUUAGGGUGGCGCGACCCUGGGGCUUUCCCCUCGCUCUUCCUCUGUUCUCUAAAGCUGACAGUUACAAGAACAGCAAGUCCCUCCCCCAACUGGAGGCCACCCAGGCCCAUCCAUGGCCAGCCAGGUCCUUCUGGUGACCACAGCACACAGCCCACCCCCGCUGAGCAAAGAGAGGGGCGCAGACGCGUGUUUUUGCAGUUGCUUGUGGCAGUAGCAGGUGUGCAUUGUUGAACCAGAGUAUUUUUUAAAUCUUUUUAUCUUUUUUUAAACUAUGUCACAUGAAAUGAAUGCGUCUUUGCUGUCUCCAGGUGCCUUUUAAUUCAUUGUUCAGCUUUGUACGUGGGAAAGACGAGAAGCGACCGUGUCUCCAAAUAAAACACUCGGCUCUGAGAAAACAA
Messenger RNA from Peromyscus maniculatus bairdii (prairie deer mouse), 7369 nucleotides. It is a transcript of the gene Sdk1, whose product is annotated as sidekick cell adhesion molecule 1. Gene Ontology annotation, cellular component: M band. Gene Ontology annotation, biological process: sarcomere organization. Lineage: Eukaryota; Metazoa; Chordata; Mammalia; Rodentia; Cricetidae. The record is from RefSeq and is a predicted model, not a curated record. Gene Ontology annotation, molecular function: protein binding.